CUUCAAUCCGACUAUCCAUUAUGCACUGACCCAACCACUUGUCCUGUUCACCUGGCUCAUGGAUGAGCAGAGUCCCAAGUGUAUUUUACAUUACUGGACGGGUACAUCAUGUCUACCGACUCACUGUCGAAAACUCUGACAAACGACAUCGAACAUGCACUACGAACGAAGUAUGCCAUUUUUACGGGCGGUCACGACAGAGAAUUCAGAUCUUUGAUUAUAUUUCCAGACGUUCCUAGUGGUAUUGUCCUCUCAGAUGAUGCAUUCUCUUUACUGAUGGUCUAUUUCACUAACCUGUCAUCUAUACACUCACCCGUACGUGAUUUCACUGUGCUCAUAGACAGACGCACAGCCGAUUGGAACAGUGUGAAGCUACUCACGACAAAGAUACAGGGGUUAUUACAGCGCUUUUUCGUCGAACGCACCAUGGGUUGGAUACGUGAUGGUUCUAAAUUUCCAAUCAGUUUUGUGGACAAGCCAACGGAAUUGUUGCCAUUUAUUGACCAAGAUCAUUUACCCGAGGAGAUUGGUGGGCAAUUGACAUUCAGUUUGGAAGACUGGAUUAACUAUCGAGUGUCCCAAGUGUAUUUUACAUUACUGGACGGGUACAUCAUGUCUACCGACUCACUGUCGAAAACUCUGACAAACGACAUCGAACAUGCACUACGAACGAAGUAUGCCAUUUUUACGGGCGGUCACGACAGAGAAUUCAGAUCUUUGAUUAUAUUUCCAGACGUUCCUAGUGGUAUUGUCCUCUCAGAUGAUGCAUUCUCUUUACUGAUGGUCUAUUUCACUAACCUGUCAUCUAUACACUCACCCGUACGUGAUUUCACUGUGCUCAUAGACAGACGCACAGCCGAUUGGAACAGUGUGAAGCUACUCACGACAAAGAUACAGAGUUUUUUCACUACCGGGGUGCAUCACAUAUAUGUCCUGAAACCUCAGGGGUUAUUACAGCGCUUUUUCGUCGAACGCACCAUGGGUUGGAUACGUGAUGGUUCUAAAUUUCCAAUCAGUUUUGUGGACAAGCCAACGGAAUUGUUGCCAUUUAUUGACCAAGAUCAUUUACCCGAGGAGAUUGGUGGGCAAUUGACAUUCAGUUUGGAAGACUGGAUUAACUAUCGAGUGGUUCUUCAGCAUAUUUUGGACCGAUGUUUUGCAGCACCAACGUUCACCUCGACCCCACAUAGCGUUGAAACAUUCCGUGACAAAGUAGAACAACUACGUAACCGGGAACAGGCUUUAUUGGCCAUAUUGAAGCGAAACGAAUCCAGAACGUCUUUUAGUGAUUUUGAAAGCACAUCCACUCCCCCGAAUCUGAAUCCAGCCUACACACCGCAAGUUGUAUGCAAGCUCAAAAAGAAAUGGCGACAGUGGUUAGAUGCACUUAUCGCCUUGGAACUGGAGGGUUUGCGGUUAAGACACCAGCUACGUACGAUGUCAGAUGUGGUGGCCGUCAACGGUGACCAUCGUUCCAGUGAUCCCAAACAAACUGCGAACCAAUCCGAGACGGUUCAGGCUCAUCGCGGAGAGGCGUUCGAUCUUCCUGUGGAUCGCGUAUUCCACGUAAUCACUCUCGAACACAUACUGGUCCAGCUAACAGAGAUACGAACACGCUUUACCAUGUUUUGGAAGCAAUACAAAAGGCGAGCUAGAAUUACAAGACUGAUCGGGGAUAUUGACAAACAGUUUUAUGAGUUCCAACCUCUGGUCAGUAUAUGGGAUAACUUACUCGAAUCGACACUGGACUAUAUUCCAACCCAUCCACCGCAUCCCAGACACUCCGCAACGGCUGUUGAAUGCCCGUGCUCUACUUCCGACUCUGCUGAAUUCGUUGGUGAGGCAGAGAAAACCGAUGGUUCCGAUGAUGGAGGGUUGGGCGGAGUAAAGCUGGAAGACCUCGAAGCUGUGCUAAAUCGGUUGCGUGAAGCGGAACAAUUCGGCGCUCAAUUGGCACCGGAGCUGUCAGCUUUAGUGCAAACUUCGAAGUGGAUAAUUUCCUACGUGCAUCACAAGGAGCAGUUGUGUUCGCCACCGCGUUCGGUCGUGCGUGGAAUCGAGUCCCUUACGCGAUUCAGCUUGGAUUCAGAUCGCGACAGUGAUGACGAAAGCAAUGCGAGUUCCACAGAAGCUGUUGAGGAGCCUGACGAUCCGGACCUUCCUGCUCUGGUUCUACCCCCGAACGCUGACCACUGGAUUGUCCUAUUUGAUCAGAUGCUUGAACUGGUCAACGUAAAAAUCCCGGAAACUUUAGAUAAGUUCGGGCGGAUGUACGAGUUGUUCAGUACAAUUGCUAAUGCUCGUGAAUGGAUACGGGAUGGUCGUUCCCUCAGUGAGUCGAUUACUCCCAGUGAAAAGCUCAUCGACUGGGACUUGACGCAAUGUCGUAAGCAAUUGGACGAACUGGCACACCACCUGAACUCUGGUGAGGAGACCUUGAAGUUGCUCACCAGCCCUAAGCAGUUUCGAACGCGCUUUGCAACCGUGAUGAACCCAGAGCUUCGUAAACAGCUGGAGAAAUUAUUGUUGGAAAUGGAGGUGGUGCGCUCCUUAUGCCAGACUGCAACUGCGACGCUUCGCCAGCACAUUUCUCGUACAAGUUUUCCGCGACAACAUUCCAGUUCGGCCUCAUUACCUGGACGUAUGUCCAGCGUAGACGACAAAAAGUUGGACACACUGUCGUUGGUCGGUUCUACUCCAGUCUCACCCACUCAUUCGCUCACCGAGCGCGUGGAGGAUCAAGCACUGUUGGUCAGGACGGAUUUUGCAACACCAUGUUCAGAAUCGGAAAGUAUCUUGGCCAGUCCCGCCCGACGUUUUCGGAUGGCUUGGGAAGAACUCGUAGAUACCGAACGGAGUUAUGUGAAUUUCCUUCAACACGUCUAUGAUGUUGUCUGGUUGGGCCCUUGUCCGAGUUCUCCGUCCACUCAACAUUCGGCUGAGCCGGACAAGGGUGUCGCUCCUCCGUUCAUGACCGAGAGUCAGAACUGGCUGCUUUCGAAUUGGCCUGAUUUACUCUACUUUCAUCGCGAUUGCUUAUUGCCAGCUUUGGAGAAUUGUAAUGGAAACGUUUCGAAACUGAAGCAGUGGUCGGUUCAGAUGAUUCCACAACUUGUAGAUCUAUAUUCAGUCUACUGUUCAUCGCAGUCAAACGCAGUCCAGAUUGCUGUUCAGCUCGAACGCGAUCGUGUCUACAGUUCCUGGAUGAAUGCUUGUUCCGAGGAGAUUGGUCGCCGGGAAUCCGCCUCAACAAACGCAGCAGCAGUGCCCACAGCACCGAAUGAGUCAGUUGCUAGGCCAGUAUUACAACUGAGUUCACGCCUUGUCACACCUGUUCAACGGAUUCAGCGAUACCACCUACUGCUCAGCCACUUAUUGCGUCUGGCCUUAACAGAGUCCGACCGCCAAGAUCUCACAGCUGCUCACAAAGCGAUGCUGGAUAUGUGCGAGGCAGUAAAUCUCACCAUGAGACUUCGUGGACUGUCGAUACGCCCUUCCGAACUGGGACCACUUUUGCUUAGGGGUGAUUUCACCAUUGCGCGAGACGACUCUCGAUCAACCCAACAACGUCACGCAUUCCUGUUUACCAAUGCUAUUCUCCUGACUAAAUUCCGUGCCUCAACAACCCAUGUUGUGCCAAUGAUUCGACAGGGAACUGUGACUGUGUUAGACCCACAUUUGCCGUCCGAUACUCGUGCUGGAAGUUUUCACUCCUUGGCCACUGUCCCCUCAAACAUAGUAUCUUUGGUCAAGUCCCAUGGUCUGGUCGGCAGCAGUAAUAGUAUGCCCGGAUCGAGUGCCUCGGGUUCUGUGGAUUCUGGUCCAGUCUAUGAAGUUCGUGGAGAACUGCUGCUGGCCCAGAUUGGUCUCACCCCUAGUGUACGACAAGACCGACGCCGGUUUGCCGUUUGGACGGCCAAUCGGGCCCAAACCUACGUGUUUUGUUCUGCCGAUGCCUCCGCGCGCGAUCGAUGGGUUCACAUGAUCAACGACCUACUGAUGGAUCAGCUGCGGCGAUUACGCGAUGAAGCAGUGCAGCGCCAAAACACCCAACGCCCCCUAUCCAGCAGACUCCAUUUGGUCCAACCCUCUCCUGUCCUAACACCUCCCACUGAUCGGAGUAAUAGUCUGCCAAGCCCACGAGGACCUGACAAGUCGCUAAGAAACAAUGCGUCGGUCCGAUCCCUUCCAUCUGCUGCACCUGGUCGUGCCUCCCUUGAUGAUUCCACACUUACGUGGUCCGCACAUCCUCAUAUGAACUUUGUUCCUUGCAGUAACCUAGACGCUGAAGCUUCUAUUGCAGACCCAGCCAGUAGCUCAGAAACUGCUAGUCAUAAUCCUCACAAGUCUACCUCCGAUUUUUCCAAGCCGUCGAGUGGACCAUCAGUGGUUGAUGAACUCACCAGCGGAAUCCUGUCGUUGUUCGAGCCGAGUUUAGGAAAGCUUGAUAAGGCGAUCCACGAACUGGAAGUUUCGCAGAAACAGUUGGAACUGCAACUGACGACUUUGGCACAAGGUAGGAAAACGUCCACUGCUGUUCACUACGAUUUGCCUUCUGAUCGUUUUGCGUCCAAUUCCGCUGUGCGACUGAGUCGAACAAAUCAAAUUCACAUAUACGCUUACUGUCGAUCCGUAUGUAUGACAUUUUUGCAUCCUUUUUCUCUCCAGCGAAUCGCAGAGCUUCAGCAUUCUCCCAUCGACUUAGAACCGUAUGUUCACAGUCUGAACGCGUACAAACAACGCAUUUACAAGGUGCAUUCAUCACUUCGCCACUCACAGGCAGUUCUCAUGAUUUCAUCACGAAUAGACAGUGCGUGGGUAACCCACAGAAUUUCCCCCGAAGAAAUGACCAAGGCUGUUGUUGAAUAUCUUAGAGGUCUGGAUGUUUCUGGUGUAUCGUUUGGCUACGGCGAACCAAGCCGUACCGAUGGUCGUCGGCCACGCAAAGAUCGUGUUGCGGAUGAUGCCUCCGUUGAUGAUCAUGAUGUGCAACCAUUUCGACCGUCAACCGAUGUGUUAGCUAGCAUGUGUCGUCUGCAAUGGUUGAAGCUUCGGGAUGUCGGUCUUCGUGAUGGUCGUCUUCCCCCGGAACUGUCCAGGUUAACAAAGCUGGAAAAUCUUUCACUGGCUCGGAACUCUCUGACUCGAUUAUCCUCCCUCAAAGGUUGGCCCACGACACUCCCUGCCCUAAGGUCCUUAGUCUGCCGAAAUAACGAGCUAACUGACGGGGAUGCAAUCCCUUCAGAAAUAUUCGAAUGUCCACAUUUGCAGGUUGUUGAUUUUAGUCGAAACAACCUAACCAAUGUCCCGAAGGGUAUUGAGAAAGCCAAAGGCCUCUUGGUCCUUAACCUGAGCUCUAACAGAAUCACGUCCAUCUCCUCCGACGUGUUUGUCCAGUGUACCGAUCUGAUGCUGCUUGAUCUGUCAGAUAAUCGGUUGGAAAGUCUUCCGGCUCAAUUACGUAGAUGCAAUGCGCUACAGCAAUUGAUUCUCAGCGAUAAUCCGCUACGUCACGCACAGCUCCGAUCCUUAGCUGCGCUGAAACAGUUGGAGGUACUGCACUUGGCUGGGACCGAGAGACGCCUGGACAAUAUUCCCGGGGAACUGGACAAGGUAGAAAAACUGAAAGAAUUGAACCUGUCCAACAAUAUGUUAACCAGAAUCCCGGAACCAGUUUUAUCCUUACGGACACUGCGAAAACUCAACCUGGAGAAAAAUGAGAUCACUGAUUUGUCUCAAGUGACGGACAACUGGCCCAAGCUAGAGUACCUCAACCUGGGUUACAACCAACUGGCCCAAUUACCUGCCGGUCUGACGCGGCUAACCAGCCUGCGGCGAUUGUACAUCAACAACAAUCAACUCACCUUCACUGGUAUUCCGUCAGGGAUAGGAAAGCUAAGCGACUUGGAAAUAUUUGAUGCUUCCUACAAUGAGUUGGAAAAUAUCCCAGAAAGUCUGUGUCGCUGUGGUCGUCUGAGGCGGUUAAUUCUCACGUGCAAUCGUCUUCUAACCCUCCCCGAUGCUAUUCACUACCUACGUGAAUCGCUUGACGUAUUCGAAGUGGAUGGCAAUCCCCUCUUGAAAUUCCCGCCUAAGCCACCGGAAUUAGUUAAAGGUGCUGGACGAGCUUAUUAUAAUAUCGAUUUUUCUUUGGAGACGCAAAUACGACAAAUUUGCGGGAAACCCCCUGAAACACAGGACAAAGGAUACCAUGCGAAGGAUACCGCUUCUAGACUCCGUCGUCUUCGUCGUCGUCGUGACGAUGUCGCUGAGACCGAUAGCAGCUGCGUCCUAGAAGGAAUGCAACGCAUUGCGAGGGAUAAGGAAACACUAUUGCGCCAGCGGGAGCAGCAGGAAGAAGAAGAAUACCAACAUCUUUCGGCGAAGCGAUGGCAGGAUCAGCUUUCCAGACCAGAAUUAGACUACUCGAAUAUUUUCGAUGCAGAGACAGGAAUAGCCCCAGGCGUUGAAGUUUGGGAAGUGGAUGAAUUCUAUCCAAAACGUGUCGACGAAGAAUGCGCUCAAGGUCGCAUGUUUGAUGGCGAUUGUUAUGUUGUCCUGGAUACCAGAAUGAGCGCGAACCAAACGCUGGAAUGGACUAUCUACUAUUGGAUCGGUUCUCAAGCAACCAUGGACAAACAGACUUGUGCAGCCAUUCACGCGGUGAAUUUGCGCAACUUCCUCGGCGCUGAAGGCCGAACUCAUCGUGAGGAACAGAAUGACGAGAGUGAUGAGUUUCUGGCACUUUUUGACGGAAAAUUAAUGGUUUUGGAGGGUUCACACGGCGAGACCGGUUUCUUCCAUGUAGAAGCGCAAGCGGUGAUACCAAAGCUUUAUCGUCUGUUUGGUCAAGAAAAACGACUGCAGAUCGUGUCGAUGCCACUCAGUCCAUUAAGUCUGGACCCGAAAUUUUGUUAUCUCGUCGACGCUCAGUCCGAACUGUACUUGUGGCUGGGUGCUGAUUCUCGUGUCAUGGUACGAACCAAAGGCCGGUUGUUGGCCGAAAAGAUAUCCGUACGUGAAAGGCGCGGUGAAGCAGGAAUUCACUUAGAAGCACAAGGUCGUGAGUCGGAUGCAUUCUGGGCGAUUAUAACCGAUCAGUGGACACCUGCACCACUUCCAACAGCUGUCAUGAAGGUAGAUGAGGAUUCACACCAUCAACAAAAACAGCGUGCAAACGGACUUUCCGCAGGCCACCCCCCGCCACCGAACGUCAAGCCACCGAAAAACGUACCGAGGGAUUUUAUACCGGCAGAUUGGAAACUCCCGCAACCUAUCCUCUAUGAUGUUCGGAUGGGGAAAGGUUACCUAGAAUUGCCGCAGGUCGACUUAAGACUGGGACACCUCUCCAAAACCCUGCUAGAUCCCAAACACGUCUACUUGUUGGACAGUGGUGGGGAAUUAUUUGUAUGGGUAGGUGAGAAGUCUGCCCGAUUCAUUCGCUCUGCCGGAUACAAACUAGCACAAGAACUGUCCGGGCUGAUGCCUCGAGGUUGUUUCGGUGGCGCGGAGGCCGAGCUGACGUCGAAAUCGAAGGAUAAAACAGCUAAGGAACUACGCGAAGCGUGGUCUACAUUCUCCAGACCUCCUCCGCAAGUGUGUACUCAAGGGGCGGAGCCACAGAUAUUUCGUGCGCAAUUUGUCGAUUGGGAGGAGGCGUUGGCUGUAGACUUCACCCGCACUUCUGAAUCAGUUGCCAAACGCGGCGCUGAUUUGAAUGCCAUAUUGGAAAAGGAUAAACCAGCCACAGAUCUCCGUGCCCUUUUCGCCCCUCGAGAACGCGCCCUCGAGUGGAAUGAAUCACUCCAGCUUAUGGCUGACUGGAACAAUGAGCUGGUUGAGCAGAUUGGACCGGACUUAACUCCUGUCAGUGCUCUGCAGCAGUUUAUCAUGCUUGACGGGAAGUGGGUCCCGGUUGAACCUCAAUGGUUCGGUCACUUCUUCAACCAAGACUCGUAUAUUGUGAUUGCACGAUACUGGGAUGAUGGAGAACCAGUGGAGGACAGCGAACCCGAUGGACCAGACGAAGCUGCUUCAGACCGUACGAAGACAGUGGUUUAUUUCUGGCAAGGUCGCGAAACGUCCGACGUGCAGUGGCUCACGUUCAACUUCUCGGUUCGAAAGGACAUGGAGACUCGGCUGUCCAUAAAUCCGGUCGAAGGUGGCGGUCCCCUUCGGGUAGAAUUCAAACGGAUCCAUCAGCAACAGGAAGACCUCCUAUUUCUCUCACACUUCCACCGCCAAAUGGUCAUUCACAAUGGUCGUUAUCAAGACCGACUAUCGGAAGCCCGAUUAGCACGCACCCAGGUGUACUAUAUCCGCGCAAAUGGAAAUCCGAUAUCAACCCGGACAGUUGAGAUAAAACCUAGCGGAACUCAAUUAAACACGCAUUUCACCUAUUUGGUCAAAGUGCCUAAAUGUCAGCUGGAUUCCAAUCAGUCAUCGACGGACGCUCAUGUGUGGGCUUGGAUUGGUGCAGAUGCACAUCCGGAUGAUAAAGCUCUCACCACGACUAUUGCAGUGCGCAUUUUCUUCCAACCUGAAACAACAAUUGAGUAUCUAUAUCCAGGCACGGAACCAGCGAACUUCUGGAAAUGUCUCGGCGGUCAGAAACCAUACGAUCGAUCUGCAGAUUUCUUGCAAUAUGCCCGGCUCUUCCGUCUGUCGAACGAUCAGGGCUACUUUUGUGCCUCGGAAAAAUGCUCCGACUUUUGUCAGGAUGAUUUGGCCGAUGAGGACGCCAUGAUGUUGGACACGGGUGAUUUGCCUGAAACAACAGUUGAGUAUCUAUAUCCAGGCACGGAACCAGCGAACUUCUGGAAAUGUCUCGGCGGUCAGAAACCAUACGAUCGAUCUGCAGAUUUCUUGCAAUAUGCCCGGCUCUUCCGUCUGUCGAACGAUCAGGGCUACUUUUGUGCCUCGGAAAAAUGCUCCGACUUUUGUCAGGAUGAUUUGGCCGAUGAGGACGCCAUGAUGUUGGACACGGGUGAUUUGAUAUAUAUUUGGUGGGGAAAGAAAACAUCCGAUGUGGAACAAAAGCUUUCCUUGCAAGCCGCAAAGCUUUAUCAGAAGCAUAUGAGCAAUAUCCAACGAGAUCGACCUCGAAAACUGAAACUGACCACAAAAAAUGUUGAGCCUUAUCAGUUCAAACGAUGCUUCCACGGUUGGGGGCCCUUCCGUGAACCGAAAGACUGGUCUGGCUAGUUGUUGGGAAAUCUGCCUCUCAUGCCUCUCACGCCACUACAUGCACCUGCAUGAGCCACGUUUCCCCCUCAAUUUGACAAUGUCCCUUCCCCGUACUUUCGUACCAACUCGACCGGAUUUUCACCUUAUCUUUUUGUCACAUUUUUUUGCUCUAUUUCCCCCUCCUGCACAGCGCGAGUACUCUCCCUUUCAGUCCAUUUGCUCACCUUCCCUACACUCUCUUGCUUCCGUGCUCAUUCUAACGAUAUGCGGGUGCAAACAAUAUGCUUUCUAGCUUGACUUUCAAUUUGCU
Opisthorchis viverrini is the source of this 9496-nucleotide messenger RNA. RefSeq lists its product as hypothetical. Lineage: Eukaryota; Metazoa; Platyhelminthes; Trematoda; Opisthorchiida; Opisthorchiidae. Bases 109 to 9204 code for a protein of 3031 amino acids. The record is from RefSeq and is a predicted model, not a curated record. Gene Ontology annotation, molecular function: actin filament binding; guanyl-nucleotide exchange factor activity; phosphatidylinositol-4,5-bisphosphate binding. Gene Ontology annotation, cellular component: nucleus; actin cytoskeleton; cytoplasm. The transcript is spliced from 40 exons. Gene Ontology annotation, biological process: actin polymerization or depolymerization; myofibril assembly; actin filament severing.